Aspergillus caelatus is the source of this 2191-nucleotide messenger RNA. Its product is annotated as Anp1-domain-containing protein. Gene Ontology annotation, molecular function: alpha-1,6-mannosyltransferase activity. Bases 263 to 1813 code for a protein of 516 amino acids. The record is from RefSeq and is a predicted model, not a curated record. The transcript is spliced from 4 exons. Gene Ontology annotation, biological process: cell wall mannoprotein biosynthetic process; protein N-linked glycosylation. NCBI's taxonomy places the organism in Eukaryota, Fungi, Ascomycota, Eurotiomycetes, Eurotiales, Aspergillaceae. Gene Ontology annotation, cellular component: mannan polymerase complex.
CGAGUCUUGUCAUCUCCCUUCCCUUCUUUUGUCGCCAUUUUCCCUAUCUUGUUUCAUUAUUUCUUUUUUAAAUUUCUCCAGGGAUCUAUGAUCCUCUAUCGUUCCGUAGUGCAUUUAAUUUUACGCCCCCGCCUCGCAGUCGGAUUGGUUUAGGUGGGCGACAGGAAGUCAAGCCAGUGGUUUCCUUUAGAUCUAGGAACCCCUAGGUUCCUUUGUCUUCGGGGCCGAUUUUCAAGCUACUGAUGCGACUGGCUUUGGAGAGAUGAACAGGCAUCACGCCUUUACCAACGGCUACGCUGCCUACCCUCGCGGGCAGGGCAGCACAUUUUCCAUUUCUCCCCACCGCUUUCAACCGCGUUCACAACCUGCUCUGCGACGACGAAAACAACUUAUCCAACGGCUAUUCCUGAUUGGCGGCGUCUCUUUAUUACUCCUAGUCCUAAUUUUUCCUUCCUGGAGAGCCACAAUUCUCCCAGUAGUCUCUCUUGGACUUCUUUCUUCCACAGAAGACUUACAAAUACAAACCGUACGAUACUAUGAUCUAUCGGCUGUUCAGGGCACUGCAAAUGGAUGGGAAAAAGAAGAGCGUGUGCUCAUGUGCACACCUCUUAGGGAUGCCUCGUCCCACCUGCCGAUGUUCUUUUCGCAUCUCCGAAACCUCACCUACCCUCACCACUUGAUCGACUUGGCUUUCCUGGUCUCGGAUUCAAAAGAUAAUACGCUAGAAAUGGUAUCCAGCAUGCUUGGGGAACUUCAGGCCGAUUCUGAUCCGCACAUGCCGUUUGGUGAAAUCUCGGUUAUCCAUAAGGAUUUCGGACAGAAGGUGACGCAGGAUGUCGAAAGUAGACAUGGGUUCGCUGCGCAAGCUGGGCGGAGAAAGUUGAUGGCCCAGGCGAGAAAUUGGCUGUUGAGUGCUACGCUUCGGCCCACCCAUAGUUGGGUCUAUUGGAGAGAUGCCGAUGUAGAAACGGCACCAUUCACCAUCAUAGAAGACCUAAUGAGACAUGAUAAGGAUGUCAUUGUACCAAAUGUCUGGCGGCCACUCCCAGACUGGCUGGGCGGGGAGCAGCCCUACGAUUUGAACUCCUGGCAGGAGUCGGAAACGGCAUUGGCCCUGGCAGAGACGCUGGAUGAGGAUGCGGUUAUUGUUGAAGGGUAUGCUGAGUAUGCGACGUGGCGACCUCAUCUUGCCUACCUGCGAGACCCAUACGGCGAUCCUGAUAUGGAGAUGGAGCUUGACGGCGUUGGCGGUGUUAGUAUCCUUGCAAAGGCAAAGGUGUUCCGUGCCGGGGUCCAUUUCCCGGCGUUCAGCUUCGAAAAGCAUGCCGAGACCGAAGCAUUCGGCAAGAUGGCUAAACGCAUGGGGUUCUCCGUUGUGGGUCUCCCCCAUUAUACUAUCUGGCAUCUUUACGAACCUAGUGUCGAUGAUCUUCGGCACAUGGAGGAAAUGGAGCAAGAGCGCAAAGCUCGCGAAAAGGAAGAAAAAGAACAAGCGGAGCGGUCAGAGCGCGUCAAUACUCUGUUCCGGGACACUAAAGCAGAGUCGGAAAUCGAUAACGCCUUUGUUCGUGACGAUAUGGAAACCGAAGGAAAAGAGCAGAAAGCUUCGGAAGAUACAAAGAAGCCGGAAGCCGAAAAUGCUGAGGAAGUGAAGGCGGGUAAAUCAUCGAAAGCCCCGGAAGAGGAAGAACAGAAAGCUUCGGAGCCCCUGAAGAACAAAAACUUGAAAGAUGCCGAAGAGGUCUCUGCAGUAAAGCCGGCUAAAGAACAGGCCGGUGUUGCGCGUGAUGAGCAAGUAAAGCAGAGAGAGUAACGAUACUCAUUAUCACAGUCCUUCAUGUAUCCGGUAGCGAAAGGCGUCAGUUCAGAAUCCGUGAAACACGGAGAGCAUCAUUGCCUAUUGCGCCUCACCAGUCUCUGUGCUGGUCACAGUGUGGCUUUCUCAUUCUUUUUAAAAUAUGCCGUCAAGUGACUGGCGGCUUUUUGUAAAUGGGCUCGCGGAGUGUUUGGUUUGGGGCUUGACUUAUGCCUCUGAUGUUUGGUUGAUUUGUAGGUCUGAUAUUGGGAAGCACUUGGUUUAUUUUUCACUGUCCUCACGAUGUAUCGGUAUGAACGGCUUGCCUCAUGGUAAAACGUAUGACUUAAUUAUCAUAACUUACAUACCUAAACAAAUUAUUUUAUCUGGAGAGAG